This is a messenger RNA of Etheostoma cragini (Arkansas darter), 1525 nucleotides long. RefSeq lists its product as uncharacterized. Gene Ontology annotation, biological process: cellular response to lipopolysaccharide; regulation of transcription by RNA polymerase II. The coding region runs from base 124 to 1281 and encodes 385 amino acids. NCBI's taxonomy places the organism in Eukaryota, Metazoa, Chordata, Actinopteri, Perciformes, Percidae. The transcript is spliced from 7 exons. The record is from RefSeq and is a predicted model, not a curated record.
ACGGCACUAUUUACUUUCCACCACGACUUCAGCAGAGAAACAUCUCUGCGUGUGUAGAGCAGAGUUUUAAUUUUCUCUCGGGACUUCAGAAGAAGUUUAGAAGUUUUAACGAUUGAAUCAAUUAUGGAUGGAGAUGUGGUGUCUUUGUCGUCCUCCUCAUCAUUGUCAUCCUCAGCGGUGGCCGGAACACAGACAGAUAUUUCACCAAAGAGUGACAGCAGCCUCCCCCAGAGCCAACAGGAUCACAAAUCAACUGAAGAAUUAUGGACAGAGGAUGUGAGUCCCGUGGGCGACAGGCUUCUGUCCACUGAAGAGCAGGUCACUCUGAUCACUGAGAGUAUGACUGUCACCUCCACUGACCAGGAGAAACUGCUGCUGCUCAACAAGAACACUGAGCUCCGCAGAGUCAACAAAGAGCUGAUGAAGCUUAAUGAGGACUGGGACCAGGUGUACCACAGUGCCAUGUUGGGUCUCCAACACAGACUGGAGACAUUGGAGCUGGAGAACACUGCCAUCAAACAGCUCAACAACACACUGCUGCUCAAAGUUGAGCACCAGCAGAGUGCAAAGGAGUAUUAUGAGCAGGCGUUGAUGCAAGAGCUGAAGAAGAACCAGGAGCUGCAUGAAUACAUCAGAGUGGUGGAAAGCAGAAUCCAUCACCCAGACAGAGACUGCACACCUGCCAAACAGGGCAGCUUCAGUGCUGUGAUACGUGGUCCUGUGUCGAGCCCCACCACCAAUACUCCAGUAGGUGCCACCCUGUCAUCUAGUCACGUCUCUGGAUACAACCCCUCAUCCUCCCUGUUCCCAGACUCUUCCAACCAAGAGGCAAGGCUGAGAGGAGAAAGCCGGAGAAGUGGUACCCCACUGGGAGCACUGACAGAAGUACAGGAUCUAAAAGAACAGCUGGAAGCACUGCAAUGUCAGACCCAGAUUUAUGAAGCCGAAUAUCAGACAGAGCACAACGAUCACAAACACACACUGCAGGAGAACCGGAGGCUAAGGAAGAAGAGGGAGGAGACACGCCAACAGGUGGCACUAUUGCAAGAGCAGCUCAAGGUGUAUGAGGAUGACUUCCGACGGGAGAGGUCUGACAAACAGAUGCUGCAACGGUUGUUGUUGAAGAAAACGCCUCCAAACAAGGACCCUGUGCUUAUUCACCGCUGCAAUAAUGAGCAGCAGCCACCAGGUGGAGACAAGAGGACACAAAGUGGAGAGAAAAGAAAACAGCACCACCCUCUCUGCCCCAAACACCCAAACAGAGCCAAAGAGUCCGACUAAGGGUCGGAGAAAAAAAACAAGAUCAAACACAGUAAAUUAAUAUACAAAUGUACAACUUUCAACUCUGUACAUUUUUUUCCUUCCAUUUUUCAGUUGUUAUUUACACUCACUGACAUAACUUUUACUUGAUUAAUGAACACAAAUUAAUGUUAAUGUUAAUAGAUAUAAUCCAACAUGAGCAAAUCUGCGGUAAAAUGCAUUGUUUGCCCUGUUAGGCUUCAUAAGAAAAAAAGGUUAGUUUGUA